CCACGAACUUACCAUUGCAUUGUUCAAUGCUAGUUCCCUUGCUCAUUUAGUGAACAUCAGAUCUGUUUUAUCAUUUCUCUAGACAAUCGUUGCUUUUGUUUUGAUUUUCAUCUUUAUCACAUAUUCCAUCUUUGGUCUUUGUUUUUGACGGAGGUUCUGUGUACUGCUGCGCUGCUAUUGUUGUGUUGUUUGUUGUCCAUGUUCCUUGUUGGACAACAAUCCUACAAUGAGUUAUCAUCAUGGCACGUCGGAUGAAGUGGACAAUGAUGCUGGGAUGCUCUUAAAUUUAAGUCAAAAAUCCAGUAUAUUUGUGGUCGACCAAACACCCACUCCGACAAGAUUAAUAAAAAAUUGUGAAGAAGUAGGCCUAUUCGAUGAUUUACGUAAUGUUAAUCCUUUUGAUGAGACAUUCAGGAGGGCAUGUGAGCAGAACAUUCAGCAUCCUGGAUCUAAUCAUAAUUUCCAUGCAGAAGAAGAAGCUUUACAUACGCCCCAGGUUUUUCCACAAUUUGAUGUGGCCGUGGAGGGCGGUAUUAGUGCUGGAGAGGAUUUAAGUAAACAUACUCUAAAUACACCUGGGGUGCAUACACUAAAUACUCCUGUGGUGCUGGAUAAUCUUUUGGAAACACCUCCCAUAAUCACUAAAACUAAUGAAACAGAUGAUAUUUCCACCAGUGUUAAUAAAUAUCGGCCGAUAGCUGAAAAGCCAGCACCCAGUGCUAGCUCCCAAAGCAAUGAAGCUUUAACAUUUAUGCCUUCGACAGUGCAAUUUAUACAACCCCAGGUGAUUACAGUAACAUUUCCCACAGCCGAGACAAACAUAACUACGGAAUCGGGAAAAGUCAGCAAAACAAAUCAAAAACCACUUCCAAUAAUUUUACCCAAACUAAAUACUUCCGCAGCCAAAGAUUCGACAUCAUCGUCGGUGGUAACAUCUACUACAUCCUCAUCAUCAACACCACAUCCUGAACCUAGCAGUGCUAGUUUGACCCCCACCUCACAGCUGCCGAUUAAAGAACGCCUUAAGGCUAUAUUGAAUCAAUCGAGUAAAUCUAAACCACCCGAAUGGCCGAGUAAUAAAUGUUCGGGUAAAUCCGCAAUUAUCCACAGGGCAACUUCUUCGUCAUCGUCAAGUCGUAAAUUAUCGUCUAAAGAUGAUACUAUGGAACGCAGGCGUGCAGCAUCUACACGUUAUCGUCAGAAAAUGAAGAAACGAAAUGCCGAUUUACAAAUGGAAAAUGAAAAACUCAAGCAACGAGUAAAACAGUUGGAAGCACAAGUGGCGAAAUUGCAAACAGCGGCUUUACAGCCGCUACAAGCUCCAGCAACUAUAACAGAUCUUGGUAUACCUGCUCAAAUACAAAUACCUGCCUCUACCAUACAUUUGGUAAUGAAUAUUCCUAAAGUAGUGGUGCCUUAUGGUAGCAAUAUUAAUAAUACUCAAACAAUUUUGAAAAAUCCCAUUACUUAUCGAAUUGAUAAAAACUAAUAUUAGAGAGUUUCGUUCUUAAAAUUGUUUAUAACUUUAUAAUGUAGAUUUGUAAAAAGAAGUGCCUUAUUAUUUGUAAAAUUUUCAAACUGUGUACAAUUGAAUGUGUUAUAAAAAAUACCAAAUUGAAAUUUAUUUAUAAAAUAAAUAAAAUAUAAAAACUAA
Molecule: messenger RNA, 1654 nt
Organism: Musca domestica (house fly)
Lineage: Eukaryota; Metazoa; Arthropoda; Insecta; Diptera; Muscidae
Gene: Atf-2
Product: cyclic AMP-dependent transcription factor ATF-2
Exons: 3
Coding region: 227-1489 (420 amino acids)
Biological process (GO): regulation of transcription by RNA polymerase II
Molecular function (GO): cAMP response element binding; DNA-binding transcription factor activity, RNA polymerase II-specific
Source: RefSeq, a predicted model, not a curated record